AUGAAUAGACCACCUCAAGGUCGCGGUCAGCCAAGGCUGGGAGCUACAUGGUAUCCAGGGGGUCAGGAUGAUUUUUACAUGCCAGAAGUUAUAUCCCCUUCCCCCCAAAGAGUCAUGCCUGAGGUCCCGGAGACUAUGCAGGACAAUAUUGCCCACCUCGAGCAUGAAGCUCGAAGCCCCCACCGUAGUCAAUAUGCUCCUGUACAAUAUGAUCGGUCUCAUUUUCCCGAGAGAACUUCUUCUGCCGCUGUAGUCCAGGGACAGCCCAUCACUGCCGGCUACGAGGACACUGCCCACUACGAACAAGCCGCCGUUUACGAUACCAUGGAAUCUCCUAAUUUCUCGGCGUUCCCUGUCCUACGCAACCCCCCUCCAAAUGUGCCCCCCACCGAUGAGCAGAGAGAAGCGAGCUUGGAGAGGGCUCGAAUGGCAGUACUUUCCUCCAAUGACCCCGAAAUGCAAUUGGCUUGGGCUCAGGACGCCCUAGCUUACGUCGAGGUCGCCGUGCAGAAUGAGGCUCGUCUGUCCCUAAUCCAACCCCCGCGUCCCCAAACUCCGCAAGUGGAGCAUCAGUUGAAGGUUGAUGCGAUGAACAUCGUUAAUUUCUUGGCCGAUCAGCAUCACCCCAAAGCUGAAUUCAUCAAGGGCAUGUGGUUGGAAUUCGGAAAAUUUGGAUACCGUGUUGAUAAAAAGGAAGCAUUCAGAGCUUACUCGAGAGCCGCAGAGAAAGGCUAUGCCAGGGCUGAGUAUCGCAUGGGGAUGCAGUUCGAGAGUUCUGGUGAGCCCGAAAAAGCCAUCCGACAUUACGAGAAAGGCGUUGCUCUUGCCGAUUCUGCUUCUUUUUACCGUUUGGGGAUGAUGAUCUUGCUUGGCCAGCAUGGGCAGCGACAAGAUUAUCAAACGGGCCUUGAUUAUAUCCAGCUAGCUGCGCAAUCCUGCGACGAGAAUGCGCCGCAGGGUGCCUACGUUUAUGGCAUGCUUCUAGCACGGGAGCUGCCCCAAGUGAGCGUCCCGGAGAAUUACCUUCCCCUAGAUGUCAACGCCGCUCGCGUAAAUAUCGAGAAAGCUGCAUACCAUGGAUUCGCUAAGGCCCAAGUCAAGAUGGGCGCCGCAUAUGAACUGUGUCAACUAGGUUGCGAUUUUAACCCGGCGUUAUCUUUGCAUUACAACGCAUUGGCUGCCCGACAAGGAGAGCCAGAAGCGGAAAUGGCCAUCAGUAAAUGGUUCCUUUGUGGGCAUGAGGGUGUCUUCGAGAAGAACGACGAGUUGGCAUUCACAUACGCUCAGCGUGCAGCUCAGAGCGGCUUCCCAACUGCGGAAUUCGCUCUGGGAUACUUUUACGAAGUCGGUAUCUUCGUCCAGGUUGAUAUUAAGGAAGCCAGAAGCUGGUAUGCCAAGGCUGCGGCAAAUGGAAACAAAGACGCUACUAGUCGAAUCGACAGUAUCUCACGUUCGAAGACGUUGUCCCGAAGGGAUCAUGAGCAGGUUGCCAUCGCUCGGAUCAAGUCACGCUACGGCUCUCACCAGCGGAAUGAAUCCAUGCAAUCAGCUUCGGAGAAUCUUGAAAUGCCCGAUCCUUCCCGGAUGAGUCUUUCAGAUAAUACCCCGCCAAGUGCUCCGUACCCCGACCGGCCACCUUCCAGGGCUCGGCCAGUGUACCCGCCAGGCUACUCGGUGCCUGACCCACGGCCAAGUUCAGCAUUUGGCAUCAACCCUAACAUUCGCACCAGCGCUCCUAACUAUAACCGUGCGGCAUCUUAUGGACCUGGGCCAAUGGGGUAUCGCUCUCCUGCCCCUGUCACACCCACCACCAGCGGUCCAGCAAGCCCCACGUCAGCAACACCCAAGCUAGAUAUUGGCUACUCCGCGCCGAUUGAAUCUCCGAACUCAAGACGCCCCCAACGCCUUGACAGUACACCGCCUGAUCGGCGGCCUGUGAGGACGCCUGUUUCUGCUCAAGGCGGCCCUGUAGGCUCCCCGAAGCCAGUGACCUCUCCGUCUUCUGCAACAUUUCCCCAGCGUAGUGAAUCCAUGCCGCCUCCAAGUGCACCUUUGGCAUCCUCGACAACGCCAAAACCAUCAUCCGCGUCAGCCUCGGUCAGCCAGAAGCCUGCAGCACAGCCAGCCAAGUCUCAAGGCGGCCUACCGGGCAAAGGCCCAAAGACAUUUGAGGAGAUGGGAGUUCCGACUGCACAAAAGGACAACGACUGCCUGUCAACGACGGGCCUACUUUGGUUCUGGACUAUCUCCGUAAACCAUAGCCCAGCCUUCUUAUAA
This is a messenger RNA of Aspergillus oryzae RIB40, 2277 nucleotides long. RefSeq names its product putative chitin synthase activator (Chs3). The transcript is spliced from 5 exons. Lineage: Eukaryota; Fungi; Ascomycota; Eurotiomycetes; Eurotiales; Aspergillaceae. Bases 1 to 2277 code for a protein of 758 amino acids. Gene Ontology annotation, molecular function: protein binding. The record is from RefSeq and is a predicted model, not a curated record.